GACAGCACCUCUGCCACCUCCUGCCUCUCCUCUCCUGGCUCGGAGUGCAGCUCCCGUGCUGGGACACUCUGCAGUGACAUUGCAUUUGGCCUCUCUCCUCUUCAUGUCCCACUGGAAGUUGUUUCAUUUUUUUAGGUGAUUCCAAAGCACAAGUUUGUCCUUGUGAAAUUUGACACCCAAUAUCCUUACGGAGAGAAACAGGAUGAGUUUAAAAAGCUGGCAGAGAGCUCUGGCUCCAGUGAGGAUCUUCUGGUGGCCGAAGUGGGAAUAUCAGAUUAUGGUGACAAACUGAACACUGAGCUGGGAGAGAAGUACAAGCUGGACAAGGAAAAAUUCCCUGUUUUUCACUUGUUCCAGGAUGGUGACUUUGACAAUCCCUUGCCUUAUGAAGGGCAGGUCAAGGCUGGGGCUAUCCAGCGCUGGCUGAAGAGCAAUGGCAUCUACCUGGGCAUGCCAGGCUGCCUCAAGGAGUAUGACCUGCUGGCCAGCAAGUUUGUGAGCACCCCUGAGAAGUCUGAGCGCCAGGCCCUCCUGAGGAAGGGGCAGGAAAGCUUGGGAAGAGCAAAGGAAACCGAGAAGAAAUCGGCUGAGCAAUACUUGAAGAUUAUGAGCAAGAUCCUGGAGCAGGGAGAGGAGUUUGCUGCUAACGAGGUCGUGCGAAUCACGAAGCUGAUCGAGAAGAACAAAAUGAGUGAUGGGAAGAAGGAGGAGCUCCAGAAGAGCCUCAAUAUCCUGGCUUCUUUCCUGAAGAAGAGUAGUGAGAAAGAUGAGCUCUGAGAUGUUGGAGAACUUUGUACAAGCUGUGAAACACUGUCAAGAGUCCUAACCAGUUCUCCUUACGCAAGCAAACUUCCCGCUGACUUCAAGAGAGCAGCAGAUUUCCUUCUGGUAUUCUCAGUUUAGAAGAUCAAGAGGAAGACAUUCCUUAAAAACACAGUAUUCUACAUGUUGGUAAAACCACCUACAGGCAAGGCACGAGUGUUGUGUGAUACUGCUCAGUAACAGUGCUACAGCAGA
Messenger RNA from Acanthisitta chloris (rifleman), 1017 nucleotides. RefSeq names its product endoplasmic reticulum protein 29 (gene ERP29). Gene Ontology annotation, biological process: protein secretion. The transcript has 3 exons. The annotation marks the transcript as partial. NCBI's taxonomy places the organism in Eukaryota, Metazoa, Chordata, Aves, Passeriformes, Acanthisittidae. The record is from RefSeq and is a predicted model, not a curated record. Gene Ontology annotation, cellular component: endoplasmic reticulum lumen; endoplasmic reticulum.